AUGAUCCUCAUAUCCCUCGCCCCCGAGUCUCCCUGGUGGCUCAUCCGCCGCGGCCGCAGGGAAGAAGCCCUCCGCUCGAUCAAGCGGCUGGGCGCCAAAACCGAAGAGCAGGCGCAGCAGUCGCUCGCCAUGAUUGAGCGUACAGUGGAAAUCGAACAAGAACAAAUGGGCGGUUCGCCACCUGCCUCGUCCGGCGUAGCCCCCUACAAAGCCUUCCAACUCAACCUCAUAACAACAAGCCUGCAACUCGCCGCAAACACCGGCUCCUGGUUCCUGACCUCGCGGUCCCGGCGCCGCACAGUCUACCUCUAG
Aspergillus calidoustus is the source of this 312-nucleotide messenger RNA. Lineage: Eukaryota; Fungi; Ascomycota; Eurotiomycetes; Eurotiales; Aspergillaceae. The record is from the annotation of a GenBank genome assembly.